Molecule: messenger RNA, 1086 nt
Organism: Vicia villosa (hairy vetch)
Lineage: Eukaryota; Viridiplantae; Streptophyta; Magnoliopsida; Fabales; Fabaceae
Exons: 2
Coding region: 1-1086 (361 amino acids)
Source: RefSeq, a predicted model, not a curated record
AUGACGAUUGUAAAUCAACCAGUGAAUGUAGACAAAUUUCAACUUCACCCAAGUACCAUUACUCAACUCGAGAAGAGAUCUUUUUCUGGAAGAGUGAAUGAAGACGCAAAUAAGCAUCUCCAGCGAUUUCUUACCAUGAGCACAACUCUCAAAAUGGCUGGACAUAGCGAAGAAGCAAUAAGACUUCACAUGUUUCCUUUCACGUUAGCUGAUGAAGCAGAAGAGUGGUUUUAUGCGUUACCAACUGGUAGCAUCAUCACAUGGGAAGAGAUGGAGAAAGUUUUCUUGCAGGAAUACUUUCCCGCAUCUGUAUCAUUGAGAAAGAGGUAUGAGAUCUUAAAUUUAAAGCAAAGGGAGGGUGAGUCAUUAGGAGAAGCAUACAAAAGAUUCAGAAGAAUUAUAUUGGCUUGUCCUACUCACAUCAUGGAUGAGACCGAGCCGAUGCAUAUGUUCGUUAAUGGUUUGCGAAUUCAAACAAGACAAUUUCUCGACUCAGGAGCUGGUGGCUCAGCUAAUUUUGCAACAGCCACUGGGAUGAAGAAGAUAAUUGAGGCUAUCGCUUCCAAUGAGCAUCUAGAAUUGUAUGAUAUGGUCUCAAGCAAAUCUGCAGUUAUUGAUUUGAAGCUGGAGACAAAUAAGCAGGUGAAGAUCGAAGAAGCUGUGGCAGCUGAGGUUGAAAAAAGGCUAAAGGAACUGAACAUAGAUGCGCAGAAGGUAGCUCAAGUGCAACAGACACCGGAUGAUAUUUGUGACAUAUGUAACGGACCACACAAUAUGGUCCAUUGCUUUGCAACACCACAACAGAUAGAAGACAUUAAGUUUUUGAAGCAAAACAAUCCCUACUCCAACACAUAUAAUCCGGAGUGGAAGAAUCAUCCCAACUUUGCAUGGAGAGAUCAAAAAGGGAAUGUGCAGCAGCAAGUACAAGGUCAAUAUCAAAACCAAUAUCAGCAACAGGUUCCAAAGAAGGCAGAUUGGGAGAUUUCUAUCGAGAAAAUGGCAGCUCACUGUCGCGGGGAAAAAUCGCCGGACCGGGUCGGGUCAAAUGGAACCCGGAUCCGCCCAUCUUUCAGUGAGAUGGGUUAG